Lates calcarifer (barramundi perch) is the source of this 3519-nucleotide messenger RNA. RefSeq names its product sedoheptulokinase (gene shpk). The record is from RefSeq and is a predicted model, not a curated record. Bases 80 to 1459 code for a protein of 459 amino acids. Gene Ontology annotation, biological process: cellular response to lipopolysaccharide; carbohydrate metabolic process. Gene Ontology annotation, cellular component: cytosol. Lineage: Eukaryota; Metazoa; Chordata; Actinopteri; Centropomidae. Gene Ontology annotation, molecular function: sedoheptulokinase activity. The transcript is spliced from 7 exons.
CAGUGUUGACUUUGCCCUCUGAUGAUGAUGCCGCACAGCUGACCUAAUCGCGCCGAAGUAUUCAGUGCCAUUAUCCAUCAUGUCGACCUAUAUCCUGGGUCUAGACCUGGGUACCACCUCGGUAAAAGCAGUUCUGUUUGAAACUGACUCCAGAGCUGUAGUUGCGACUCACGCUUUGCCCACGGCGUCCGAUAUCAUCAACAAUAGCGUCACAAAGGCCAAAGAGCAGGAUACUCUUAGGAUCAUAGACACUUUGAAUCGGUGCGUCGGCCUUCUGCCCAGAGACAAGCUGCAGCAUGUCAACAGCAUCGGGCUGUCCGGACAGAUGCACGGGGUUUUAUUCUGGAAAGCAAAGAGCGGUUGUGAUUGGUCCAACAGAGACUUCUUCACAGCCAGAGACACCAGUCAGCUGAUCACUUGGCAGGAUGGCCGCUGCAGCAGUGAACUCUUGUCCUCUCUCCCAAAACCAGACUCACAUCUCAGUGUAGCCACAGGGUUUGGCUGCGCAACAAUCUUCUGGUACAUGAAACACAGGCCUGAGUUCCUUGAAGACUUCACAGUUGCAGGUACCAUUCAGGACUAUGUGGUGUCCAUGCUGUGUGGUUUGGAUGUGUGUGUGAUGACACCUCAGAAUGCAGCCAGCUGGGGUUUCUUCAACACUUCCUCCAACCAGUGGAAUAUAGACAUUCUGAGGGGCGCCGGCUUCCCUUUGACCCUGCUUCCUCAGUGUGUGCCAUCUGGCGGUUUGGCAGGACAGACGUGCUCUGACUGGCAUGGUAUUCCUGCCGGUACACCAGUAGGGGCCGCCCUGGGAGACUUCCAGUGCUCUGUCUACUCCUGCAUGAGUGCGAGAACAGAUGCAGUUCUUAACAUAAGCACCUCAGCCCAGCUGACCUUCGCCAUGCCAGCUGACUUCAAACCUCCACAUUCUCCUCAGCUGACCUCCUCCAUCUCCUACUUCCCCUACUUUGACUCCUUGUACCUGGCGGUGGCAGCGUCGCUCAACGGAGGGAAUGUACUGGCCACUUUUGUGGAGAUGCUCACGACCUGGAUGAAAGAGCUCAAUGCUGAGCUGAGUGAUUCAUGCUUAUAUGAGAAGCUGAUUGGUUGCGCCCUAAACCAGGAAACCAGUGACCUGAGGGUGAGUCCAACCAUCCUCGGAGAGAGACACAACCCCUUCUGCCUCGGUCAGGUGACCAACAUCUCUGCCUCCAAUCUCUCUCUGGGUCACGUGACCAGGGCGCUGUGCAGCGGAGUCCUGGACAACAUCACCUCCAUGAUGCCUGUCGAGCAUCUGCAGCAGGCGGGGGUCAGCAGGAUCGUGGGCAGUGGGAGCGCGCUGGCUCGAAACGAGGUGCUAAGGCAGGAAGUUGAGAGAGCGUUUCCUCAGCCGGUGGUGUACAGACAGAAUGCGGACUCUGCUGUUGGCGUGGCCAUGGUCCUCUGUGACCGACUUUGAAUGAGACUCUUAAUCCACAGGGGAAUCCCUGUCUGUUUACAUGAUUAACUGAGAAUUUUGCACACUUCUGAAUACCAUAUCACAUGGUAUGACUUCGUUUAAACAAGGACCAAUCAAGCAAACUGAAAUACUGAAACUUAUUUUGAUCUGUGAAGCAAAAACAGAACCUGUGUUUGUCAGGACAGGGAUCAAAACUCUUGUGUAUCCUGUGGCUCAGUAUGAGUGGAGGGGUUGUGGAAAAUUUCAGACCAAAGGACAGAAUCUACCAAGUGAUUGACAUACUGGCUCAAUGUAGCUGCUGAGAGCAGCAACAAAUCUGCCAUUUACAACAUUUAAAUACACUGUGACUGAAGUGUUUGACUGAUGUGUUAGUUUUUUCCAAUAUCAAGUCAAUGCAGCAUCAAAUAUUUGUACUAUUUUGGAAAGAUGCUCAUCAUCUUUCUUCAGAAAAAAAUCUACUGUAGAGCUAAUUUCUCCACUGACUGCAGCCUUAUUAGGGCUGUAUACAGACAACAAACGACACAUUCUGUUAUCACUCAGCUUUACAGCUGCUGGUUUCUGCACCAACACAGAUGUACUAAGAGCAGAGAGCAACAAGUUUAUGCUCAUUCCUGCUCAUUGCUGAAAGGCAUAUUAUAUAAAAUCAAUGAAACAUGUUAACAUCCAAGCAGAAAACAGGCCAUCAUAUAUUACUGUGUCAUUGUUUUUUCCUUCCUUCUGUCUGCCUUCUAUAUCAGAUGAGUUUGUGUUUCCCUCUGGGUUUGAUGUUUCCUGCUCAACUCUCCUUAAUAUCUUCACUUCAACAGUCUGGAAUUGCUUAAGGGACCCACUCUAUUAAUUGCGGUGUUGCACGUGUACAUGGGUCUGUAUCACUGAGCAAGUUCAACUUAGUCCAACUGACUGUGGCUCUACUGGCUCAUUUAUUGUAACUCUGGGUUUUCCUGCUCAGCUCUAAGCACAUUCACAUGGAAGAGGUGGAGAAAAAAAGCCACACUGAGUAUACUUUAUAUGUCAAAUUAUUAUUGACUCUAAAAAGAUUUGAUAAACAAAUGUUGCCUCAUGUUAUUCUGAGCAGUGCUGAAGGAGUAGGAGUCUAAAAAUUAUACACCAACAGGAAUCCUGUGGGGAAUGAAAGAAACUUUGUGAUUGUUGGAAGCCUAAUUUUAAUAUUCAUAAUAUCUCUAUUAUCAAGAAAAACAAAGUAAUUCUACCCAUCCUAAAAAUGUCUCUAUUGCUCUUCAUCACUUGUCACUUUAUUAUAAACUCAGUCCCAGCGAGGAUCCAAUGAUGACUGAAUCUUUCCACUGAUCUGAUUGGUCAGUUAGGUUUUGAUUUGAUACUCUGAAGUUCACCUGCUCUGGAGUAGGUAAAGACAUGCAACAUUGGUUACCAAUGCGAUUUGCCUUGAUCAAAAAGUGUGUCAUGAUAUGAGUUAGGCCCAGAGACAGCGGCUAAGCCACUAAUGUUUGUGAUACAGGACUCAGGUCAGCACAUUUAUUCAGGGAAGGGUUUAGUCUGGUGCAGGAGCACCUUCCUUAUCAUUCACACACCUGCAUAAAGUCUGGCACUGGCUGGCCUCAGAGUAUCUCAACACGUGCACCUCAGGUUCAGAGUGCCUUGCUCAAGAGCUGAGCUAUACUAUUAUAGUAUGUUUCACUGUUCCUGUCCAGUUUGUCCCAGCAGAUUCAAACUAUCUGGUUAUAUUUUCUUUAAAUUUUAUCCACCCACUGGCCCUAUUUUACAAAGACAGCUUUUGGUUUAAGGGAUAUGAAGCUUUUUUUAUUACCAAGUUUUUAUUUACAUGAAUGAUUGCUGCACUUUCUUUGCCUUCUCUUGAUUUUACGUCUUAAUUCACAUUUCCACUUUGAGUUGCUACAAGUACAUACAGUUGUAACUGUUGAAAACACACAUGACAUCAGUGUUAUUAGUAUUGCUAGUUAAUAAUUUGCAGCAUUUUGUUGAAAUUACUACAGUUAAUAUGCAGAUGUUUUUUCUGUCACUGGACCAAUAGUUGACACCUGAAGUGAUUAUAGUCAAAAUAAAGCAGUAUUAACAAUUCA